GAGGGCCCGCCCAUUUUUCGUACGUGCUAAACCAUACUGAUUCUGAGUUCUGAAUUCGGAUGGUCAUUCCAGUUUUCGUAGGGUUUCUUUAAUUCUCUUUCACCAAAAUCACGGUCUAAACUCCGGCGAGAACCCUAAACUCUUUGACGAAUUGUUAAGUCUCCAGGUAAUUUUCUCUAUUCUUCCAUCUCUCUGCUCUACUUGUUGAUUUUAUUAGAAAUUGAUGAGACCGUAUUUUGAUUCCUGUUUCUUUUUUGAACACUGUGUUAUUAGUUUCAGUAGCAGGUUCCUUUAUUGGCACUUUCAAGCAGAUUGUGAGAAGGCAGUAUUAAAAAGGAAGGAUUUUUGCCAUUAGGGUUCUUGAGUGUUUUUCCUCCAUGGCUAAAGUUAUGAAAUUUGAGAGCAGUGUCGACAGGAUUAGUGCCUUACCUGAUGAAGUUCUUAUUCAUAUCCUCUCACUUCUUCCAACAAAAAUUGCAGUUCUCACCUCUGUACUGUCAUCAAGGUGGAGAUAUCUUUUCACCUCCAUCUCUAGACUAGAAUUUAAUACUAAUGUUAAAAAUGAUGCUAAGAAGGCAAAGUUGUUCAUGAAUUUCAUAGAUAGAGUUUUGUUCUUUCGUCACAGAGACAGACCAUCUAUAGUAAAAUUCUGUCUCUCGUGGGAUGCAUUUAUUGAUCCUUUGCGAAUUGACGGAUGGUUACGUGCGUUGAUGUUCCAUAAUAUUCAAGAGCUUUAUUUGUACAAUAUUGAUGACCAGUUUGAGGCACUGCCCUUCCCAGCAAGUUUAUUUUCUUGUGAGACACUGGAGAUUCUGAAAUUUAACUUGUCCUGGGCAUCUCAUGAUCUACAAGUCCCUGCUAGGAUUUGUCUCCCAAAACUUAAGGUUCUUGAGAUUGAAGGCAUCGGAUUUCCAGAUGAUGGUUCUGUUAAAAGACUAUUUUCAAGUUGCCCAGUUCUUGAAGAUCUGGUUUUGUAUGGAUGUCGUUUCAGGGAUCAUUACUCCAAAUUCAUCAUAUCUAAUCCUUCUCUCAAGAGACUGACCUUAUAUUUCAUGAAUACUGACCGGCCAGACCAGAUUGUUCAGAUAAUAGUUAAUGCCCCAAGUCUUGUCUAUUUGGACUACUGUUUUACUAAAGAUUAUUCCCUUGUACUAGCAGAUGUUAGCUCUCUUGCUAAAGCUGUUAUUAAGAGUAAGUCUCUAUAUCCUGAAGACUUUGUUCCUGUUGCACCUGAUGUUUUCAGAGGGAUAAAGAACAUUCAAUCCCUUGAAAUAACCAAUUAUAUUUUAUACGAUCUCUGGCACCAAAAGAUUCCUCUUCCUUGGUUGGAGAAUAUGAAUGACUUGAAAAUCUGUCAAUGGGACAUUGACCUUGGUUCUGAUUGCCUGGAAUAUUUACUCACCCAUUGUGUCGUUCUAAAAAAACUUGUUCUGGAGGAAUACUCACCUACAAAGGGUACUGGAAUCAAUUACUCACUGAAGCGGUCUUCACUGAGUCCUUUGUUGUCUCACCUCAAAACAAUUGAAAUCCAGUCAUUCAGAAUGGAAGCUGAAUCUCAUAUGGAAACCAUUAAGUUCUUUCUGAACAAUGCCACAAUUUUGGAGGAGUUGACGAUUUGUAUCAAGCAAAUUCUUCCCGAACAACAGUUGAAGAUCAUGAAAGAGUUAUUGACACUACAAAGAGCCUCAAACAAAUGCCAAGUGAUAAUCGAUAUCAAGAAUUAGCUGCUCAUCUUUUAGUCUUAAUUAGCUGUUUUUAAUGUCUCUUAAUCUUGCUUAUAUGUCUAAAGCAAUGACAGAGAAUCAUUAUUUUCUUUUGUUUUUGUUCA
Molecule: messenger RNA, 1828 nt
Organism: Rubroshorea leprosula
Lineage: Eukaryota; Viridiplantae; Streptophyta; Magnoliopsida; Malvales; Dipterocarpaceae
Source: the annotation of a GenBank genome assembly